Molecule: messenger RNA, 1659 nt
Organism: Wallemia mellicola CBS 633.66
Lineage: Eukaryota; Fungi; Basidiomycota; Wallemiomycetes; Wallemiales; Wallemiaceae
Exons: 3
Coding region: 385-1590 (401 amino acids)
Source: RefSeq, a predicted model, not a curated record
UUGAUCAUUUAGUGAGUUUCUUAAUAUACUUUAUGGAUUUUAAGAUGAAAAGCUUUGUGUUAUAUUCAAAUAUCUGGUGUCUUUGAGCAAUAUCAUACAGUUCAGCAGUUAGCAGUUCCUCAUGUUUUGAUUUGGAAAGGCGUAUAUCCAUUGGAAUAAUAGAGUCAAUGAAUUUGAGUGAGUAUAAGGGCUACACAAAGUGGUAUAAUGAUGCCCCUAGUCGCAAUUGGAUCACAAUUCUAGGAAAUGUCUAAGUGCUGCAAAUACGAGAAGUAGAAAAGACAUAGAUAUCCAGAUGAAUAACAUGAUAUUCGACGAGCAUUAAGGUGUCUGCUAUUGGGAAAACAUCUAGCACAUCUAAUCGAUGAUAUCAUCUCUUGUAUAAUGACUGCCAUCUUGGGAAAGUUCAUGGGAAGGGGAAUAGACAUAGCUAGUAACACAGCUAAAUUCGCCUACAAUCAGAUUAUACAGAGUGAUGAACAAGAACAGGAGCAGCAACCUUUGGCCGAAAAUAGCAGCGUACAUUAUGGUUCUUUCGAUGCAGCCUCAGCAUCAGCGAGUAGGACAGAUACUAUCAAAGCUAAUAAUAAUAAAGUAGCUCACUCGAAUGUGCAUACUGAUGAAGCACCCAGUGGAUCUGCAAAUGACGUAGACUUUUCUCAUAGACCUGCUAUAGCAAUAGAUGAGUCUGAGGAACUCAUGAAUGUUAAAUAUAGCACUUUACUUUGGUUACAUGCCGUGACACCCGCAACGCUGAUCAUACAUUUUACCAUAAUAAUCACACUAAUAUUGAAAGAGUUCCCAAAAUCAGAGGAUCCGUUCUCUCUCAAAAUCCAUUUUAAUGUUAUUUACAUUGCUAUCGCUUCCUGGGUCCUUGCAAACGCAUUAAAGCAGCCUAUCUUCCGGUUAAUCAAUGACAUCAUCCCUUCAAACACGUCGAAAGACUUGGUUAAUGUCCUUGUUACCAUCGCACAUACCUUGUUGCAAGAUUUGAUUAGAUGGCAGUCACUCCUCAUCGCUGUACCAGCAUUGAAAGAAGUUAAGGGUGAUCAUAAUGACCAGUCUUUUACAAGCCUAUCGUGGUUCAUUGUGGGAUGGCUAGGAGUCUUGCUAGGUGUAUCCACUUACCAGCAAUUUAUUAAUCUUAGUUUAUAUAAGGAUUUUCUACCCACUGAUAAGACUUUAUUGCCUAUGACGAGCGAUCUCAGUGAUUACAGCACUGAAACAGCAUCGACGUCUAGUCAAGAUCAGACUAAUUUGGGUUCUCAAUUGACUUUACUUGAAAACAUACGCGACCGUCGCACUUUAAGCGACUUAUAUGGUCAACCAUUUCCCAAUAUUCCGUUACCUGGCUUAUUAUUUCCUUUGUGGAGAUUGGAUACGUUACUUUUAAGUAGUGGUAUCAUGCUGAUUCUGGGUGCAUAUCCGAUAUGGUCAAGCUACUUUUUUGUGACCUUAAUCAACUUAUCAAUUAGUUUAAUGUGGCAGUUGUUGCUACCUAAACUUGGAUUAGGUGGAUUAACUUGGAUUAGUUUCAUGUUCGCGACAAUCACUUUCUUCGUAGGUCUCAACCAAUUUGGAAUAGUGUAGUUUUAGCACACUUCAAAUGUUAAUUUUCAUUGUUGUAAUACUAUGUAAUAAUUUACAAUGCUCUUUUGC